Molecule: messenger RNA, 2524 nt
Organism: Rhipicephalus microplus (southern cattle tick)
Lineage: Eukaryota; Metazoa; Arthropoda; Arachnida; Ixodida; Ixodidae
Gene: Atac2
Product: Ada2a-containing complex component 2
Molecular function (GO): histone acetyltransferase activity
Source: RefSeq, a predicted model, not a curated record
GCAGCCUACAUGACCGCGUCUCCGCGUCACGCUUGACGUCGUCAGAAUCAUCUGUGCAUUUGAAUGAGCUUUCAAGUAGAUAGAUGACGCUUUUAGUUUGAGAUCGCUUCCGAGACGGACUCAUCUGUACUUUUGUUUUGCUCGGAAAAUAUUCGAGCCCGCUCACACGGCAACCGCUCCUCAACAAUACUUUCGGCAAGUUCCGUCAAGCGAAUCGAUGCUGGAAAUCCUGCGCCAUGGACUCUCUGCACUGUUACUGCAGUACAGCGGACGUAGACACCACGCACAUGCUGCGGUGCACAAAAUGCAAGCUUUAUUUUCAUCCAGGGUGCCUGAAGAGCAGCAAUCGGAGUACACUUGUCGGCGACCUGUUCUUCAAGCUGACUUGCGACCGAUGCUCCCCGGAUAACGUAGAGGUCUUGGAGCGCCUGAAGAUGCAGUGGAUUCAGGUCAUCAUGCUCACCCUGUACAACCUCCACGUGAGUGGCACCAGCGGGAAGCUUGGCUACUUCCGAUGGCGGGAGCACAUUUGCAGCUUCAUUGACAAGCACUGGACUACAUUCUUUGGAGACAGAAAACGGACAGCGACGUUCCGCGGCACCGUCGCCGGAGUGCUGUCGUCUGGAUGUCCGCUGCUGUUCCAAUCCGGAUGGUCCAAACUCGGAGAGAACGGAUGGUGGACGCUGACCACAAUGAAGCCCCCAUCGCCCGCUGAUUUUGAGGGCCCCACCACUCUUCUGGCCAUGUGCCGAAAGGCAAAGAUGGCCCCUGUGGUGACAGUAGAAGAGACUCUGCCUGUUUUGGACACUCCCCGUCGACGUAAUGCCGCAAGUUCACUUCAGGCAGCUAUGCACCUCAAGGAGAGGCGGGCUCUGAUCAAGCCUGUGGUAGACUCUUGCAACUCAGACAUGCCUGACAAGAUCCACAUCAAGACUGAGCCCGUUGACACGGGCGACGACACGACAACAAGUUCAUCGUUCGACAUGCACGACAGCCUGAUGACACCCGAAGACUUCCAUUGGAAUACCGACCAAGACCUCUUUGGGAGUGACCUUUUUCGGCAUGAUUUGCUCAAUGUGACAGAACCUGCGAGUGAUCCUGUUGAUAUUGUUUCCACGUCUUCUGACAAUCUUGAAGAUGGCCUCUUGCCAGUGAAAGUGGAGGCCGAGGACGACGAAGCCCUGGACCUGGAAGAUUUCGACGUCCAAGAGGCGGCCACCAUGGAUGCCAGCUACUUUGGCGUCCAGUCUCCCAAGGUUGAGGACAUUGUUGGCAUCUUGAAUACUGACGGCAAUGUGGCUGCAACUGAAGAAGUCGUAGCAGGUAAUAUGGAUGACGACGAAGGGUCAAUGAUGAGCAUCAAAGAGGAACCAGUGAGCGACGCAGAGAGCAGCUCGACAGAGACAUCCCACUCGCGUGCAUCGGGUACCGCGAAAAAGCACAGGAUGGACGAGAGAGGGCUGCAGGCCACCAUCAAAGAAGAAGCUGCACCCAAAAAGCCAAAGUGUGUCCCAAUGAGCAUCUACGAAGAACACCAACUGCUGAGCCAGAUAGAGAAGUAUGCCCAGAAGAUUUCUCUCCCCCCUGAAGCGCAGAGGCUCAGAAGGAAGCUUCUUGUCAGGCAGAUCAAGCGGGCUCGCAACAUUCCAGUUUUCGACCUUGAUGCCCUAGCUGACCAGCUCUCGCGUCAGCCGCACAAGGAUUCGCAACAGGAAGUUCACCGGCCUAGACGGAACACUAAAGACGUGCUGGACCGAUUUCAGGUGACUAUAGGAACAGCUCGCAUGGGAGCUCAAAGCCACGUUUCAUUCGUGACCCGCAUACUUGGCCUGGAAGAGGAACAGCUGGAGUGCAUAGUCAGCCCAUACACCCAAAGAACACUGAAGCCCUUCAUCUUCAGGGACUUUGAAGCGAGGCCUUUGAGACUGAAACUCCUGGAGGAAAUACUUUCCCACAGAUUCAAUGCAAGGUUCAGGGAGGAGUCUGUAACGCAGCCUGCCGAGCAGCAUCCCAUCGACUUCUGCUACGUGAGGCCACAACACAUACCCGUUGUCAACGCCAUGUGCCGCACCUUCUUUUGGCCCGGCAUUGACUUGUCUGAAAGCCUCCAGUACCCUGAUUUCAGCUGCGUCGCCAUGUACAGGAAACUAGUGGUGGGGUUCGCCUUCAUGGUGCCCGACGUCAAGUUCAACGAGGCGUACAUCCCCUUCAUCUUUACACACCCCGAGUGGCGGAGAUCGGGCAUUGCAAAGUUCAUGCUCUACCACUUGAUUCAGACAUGCAUGGGAAAAGACGUCACGCUACACGUGUCUGCGACCAAUCAAGCAGUGCUGCUGUACCAGAAGUUUGGAUUCAAGGUGGAGGAGCUCAUCCUGGACUUUUACGACAAGUACUUCCCCGCCGACUCCAAGGAAUGCAAGCACGCCAUGUUUCUGCGGCUCAGUAGAUAGCCCCUCACCUCACCCUCAUUCUGCAGAAACAUCAUUACUCAUAUGUAAAUAAACAUGAUGCCACAGAAGCUAAA